Populus nigra (black poplar) is the source of this 2122-nucleotide messenger RNA. Its product is annotated as pollen receptor-like kinase 4. The record is from RefSeq and is a predicted model, not a curated record. The transcript has 3 exons. Gene Ontology annotation, molecular function: ATP binding; protein binding; protein kinase activity. Gene Ontology annotation, biological process: protein phosphorylation. The coding region runs from base 1 to 1965 and encodes 654 amino acids. Lineage: Eukaryota; Viridiplantae; Streptophyta; Magnoliopsida; Malpighiales; Salicaceae.
AUGGUUAUGGCUGCGCACGUAGCUAAGUUUGCGCGCGCAACCUCCUCAUCAUUAGUCCCCCUUGUUCUUGCUUUUGUGUUUUCCAUUGUGGUUACAUCCUUUGGUUCACCAGAUUCCGAUGCUCUUUUAAAGUUCAAGAACCAGCUAGCGAACAACGGGGCUAUUAAUAGCUGGAAUCCCUCUGUGAAACCAUGUGAAUGGGAGAGAUCAAAUUGGGUCGGUGUGCUGUGUUUGAAUGGAAGCAUUCGGGGUUUGCAGCUUGAACAUAUGGCACUCUCCGGCUAUAUUGAUUUGGAUGCACUUGCUCCCUUGCCUUCGUUUAGAACACUAAGCCUUAUGGACAACAAUUUUGAUGGUCCAUUGCCUGAUUUCAGGAAACUAGGGAAGUUGAAAGCGUUGUAUUUGUCAAAUAACCGAUUCUCAGGAGACAUUCCUGACAAAGAAUUUGAAGGCAUGGGUUCAUUAAAGAGACUGUAUCUGGCAAAUAAUCUUCUUACAGGCAAGAUUCCUUCGUCACUUGCUACCUUGUCUAAGUUGAUGGAAUUGAAACUUGAAGGAAACCAAUUUCAAGGCCAAAUACCUAAUUUUCAACGGAAGAGUAUGAAGACAGUAAAUGUAGCCAGCAAUGAAUUGGAGGGUCCAAUCCCAGAAGCCCUAAGCAGAUUGAGUCCACAUUCAUUUGCGGGCAAUAAAGGACUAUGUGGACCCCCGUUAGGGCCAUGCAUACCCUCUCCACCUUCUACCCCCAAAUCCAGUGGGAAGAAAUUUAGCAUUCUAUACAUUGUAAUCAUUAUAUUGAUUGUGCUGCUAAUGCUAGCAGCCAUUGCUUUUGCUUUCCUUUUGUUUUCCCGAAAAAAAUGUAAAGGUCGAAUACAGAGGACAGCAUCAUCACCAGAGGAGAACUCCAACAAAAUGGUGGCUUCUUAUUAUAGAGAUGUACAUCGUGAAUUGUCAGAGACUAGUUCUCAUGCAAAGAAGGCUGAUCAUGGAAAGUUGACAUUCCUGAAGGAUGACAUUGAGAAGUUUGAUAUGCAAGACUUGCUUACAGCCUCAGCAGAAGUUUUGGGGAGUGGUACAUUUGGAUCUUCAUAUAAGGCAGUUGUCGUUGGACAGCCUGUGGUUGUUAAGAGGUAUCGGCAUAUGAGCAAUGUGGGGAGAGAAGAGUUCCAUGAGCACAUGAGAAGGUUAGGGAGGUUGAAACAUCCCAACUUGCUGCCUCUUGCGGCAUAUUACAAUAGGAGGGAUGAGAAGCUUUUGGUUACAGAGUUCGCUGAGAAUGGUAGCCUGGCUAGUCACCUUCAUGGAAAUCAUUCACCGGAAGAAGAUGGACUUCAUUGGCACAUCCGCUUGAAAAUCGUCAAAGGAGUAGCCAGGGGUUUGGCUUUUCUCUACAAUGAGCUUCCUAUAAUUGCUCCUCAUGGACACCUAAAAUCUUCCAACGUGCUCCUAGACGAGUCGUUCGAGCCUCUCUUGACAGAUUAUGCUCUAAGACCCGUGGUCAACCCUGAACAUGCCCACAUGUUCAUGAUGGCUUACAAGUCACCUGAGUAUGCACAACAAAGCCGGACAUCAAACAAGACAGAUAUAUGGAGUUUUGGCAUUUUAAUACUGGAGAUGUUAACUGGCAAGUUCCCUGAGAACUAUCUAACACCAUGUUAUAACAGUGAUGCAGACUUAGCAACUUGGGUUAAUAACAUGGUGAAGGAAAAGCGAACAAGUGAAGUGUUUGAUAAGGAAAUAGUGGGAACAAAAUAUAGCAAGGGAGAAAUGAUAAAGCUUUUGAAGAUUGGAUUAAGUUGCUGUGAAGAGGAUGUAGAGAGAAGGUUGGACAUUAAGGAAGUUGUCGAGAAGAUUGAUGUACUGAAAGAAGGAGACGAAGAUGAAGAACUUUAUGGGAGUGAAGGGAAUGCAUAUAGUGUUAGAGAGAAUGAGCAGGAAGGAUAUUCCUUCACAGUGGAUCGAUGAUUGUCGGAGGAGCAUGAAGUAAAAGGCAUAUAGAACAAUAUCACAAGGGAUGACAGGUUUCCUGACUCCCACACAGUGAAGAACAACAUGAAGAGUGGAGUGAUCUGUUAUGAGGGUUAGCUUUCUCUGUUAACUGUAGAAAAUGUUGUAAAGCAAC